AUGUUCUCAUUCGCAGAGAUCCUCGUGUCCGUAUCCUUGUCCGCCAUGGCACUUGCUGCAGCAACUCCAGGCUCUGUCCUCACAGGACGUGAUGCAGGCGUCCCAAUCGUCUGCUCCCCCUCACUUUCGAAUGGUGUCCAGACCGUCAACGGACAGAACGGAAAGCCUUGGAAAGUCGACGUUGAGCCGUGCGCCUCUGGACAUCGUUGCGGAGCUCCGCGCUACAACCCUGACACCAACGACUUCUACUUGAACCUCGGGAACUGCGUAUAA
Fomitiporia mediterranea MF3/22 is the source of this 273-nucleotide messenger RNA. RefSeq lists its product as uncharacterized. The coding region runs from base 1 to 273 and encodes 90 amino acids. Lineage: Eukaryota; Fungi; Basidiomycota; Agaricomycetes; Hymenochaetales; Hymenochaetaceae. The record is from RefSeq and is a predicted model, not a curated record. The transcript has 2 exons.